Messenger RNA from Stylophora pistillata, 7018 nucleotides. RefSeq lists its product as uncharacterized. The record is from RefSeq and is a predicted model, not a curated record. NCBI's taxonomy places the organism in Eukaryota, Metazoa, Cnidaria, Anthozoa, Scleractinia, Pocilloporidae.
UUGACAACAUGAAACGCUCAGUUGAGCAAAAACCAAAACACUCAACAAGAAAAAUAUCUCAGAAUUGUUACCCAGCAAGUAGCGGCGAAUAGACAAAUCUCUUGUUUGGGUCGGUUUUUCAUAAUGUGAAUGAUUUUCUUCGGGAGCCAUGGCUACCAGAAUUUCAGACGAUUUUGAAAACGAGUGGACUUUUGUCGAUAAAGAGGGAAAAGUUGACAUCGAGCCACGGAAGAACUCUGUGUCCUAUUCCAAGUCACCUUUGCAUGCUGAGGGUUCAGUUUCUUCGUUUGACUCACCCAGUAUUAAAGAUGACAGUGAAGGAGAGGCAGAGUUUGAGGUCCUCAGUGGAUUUCAAUGUCAUCCACCACCCAUGGAAGAGAAGAACUUGGAACCUGAUCCUGCAACAAAAACCCAUUAUGAUUUACCACUCAGUGAAGAAUCUAAGACCAGAGAUGAGCUUUUGGCAGUCCAACAAAGCUCUUGCCAAUGUGCUGCAGAUGAUGGUAUUAUGAUCAUUUCAAAUCACUUUUGUGUUGACCAGGAUGCUUCUUCUGGGGAAGACAUAGAUGACCAGUUGCUCUCUGAACUGAUUGGUGAUGACACAGGAAGUAUGCAUUCCCUCACUAAAACAACAGACAGUAAUUCCAAUGGUUGGCAAGAGCUUCCUCUACUCUCAGAGAGUGGUUCUUUCUCGUUUGGUAAUGAUUUAAACAGUUCUGAUGAAGAUAACGCCAUUGAACCCAUCCCUGAACAAGAUGAAAAUGAAGACUAUGAAGACCUAAGUCAUGAAAACAAACCACUUGAUGAAAUGGUUGUGUCCACAAGCAGCAUUUUCUCAUUUGAUAGUGAUUUAUUUAAUCCUAGUGAUUUGGAUGAAGACCGUGUGGUUGAGGAUGACUGUACUGAUAUAACGAAAGUGUCUGAAGUCAUUGACAAGGACAGAGGAAUAGAUGAGGAGGAUGAACAAAUGCUGGAUCAGAUUGCAACAGAAGGCAGUAAUGAUAUCAGCGCUUUCCAUGUUGAUCUUCCAACCUUGUUUGUAGUUCUGGGUGUAACAACUGCCCUGGGAUUCAGUAUUGGCUAUGGGUUGAGUGUUUUUAUCAGCAAUCAAGCUUUGGAGAUGUCUGGGAGCAUCAAGAGACCUGGGCCCAAGACAGCCUCUCUUCCACUCAACAGCGAUCCCAUAGAGCCCUUGGAUGAAAUAUCAGUUGAUUUCCUAGAUCAGCUGGAAAUGUGGAAAUUAGAAGAACGCCUUGAAACUCAUGAAGAUUCGGAGCAUGAAACGGAAACAGAUGAUCUGUUUGACACGAAAGCGCUGCACGAAAAGCUCCAACUGAAACAUUUCAAGCUCAUGGGCGUGUACGAAAGCGUGAAACAGCGUUUGCGCAUGAGCAAAGUCAUGUCAUGGUACUGGCGGCUGAAGUAUGAAGAGGAGAAGUCUAGUAAGGGAAGCAGUGAGUGGAGUAAAACUUUACAAGAACAGCUCGAGAAAAUGGAGAAGCUUUACGAACAAGAAAAACAAAUUGCUGAUCUAUGGCGUCGUAUGAACGAGAACUCGAAGCUGAGAAGGGCUGUGGCUGGCGGCAUCAAGAUCGAUAAGUACUGGAAGGAUUAUUUUCACCGUUGGAAAAGGAAUGGAUACAGAAGCGUCAAUGUAAGUGCAAGUCAUAAGGUAUCAGUUGAAUCAGAGACGCCAGAAAAUAAAGAUUCUGUAGGCAUCAUUGGUUCUAAAGAACUGGAUGUAAAGUCGCAAGGAAGAAGCAAAGAGCAUGUCUGGGACAACAUCUGGACAGACUUUAGAAACCGCUGGACAAUUGAUUCGCAUUUGAAGGAAGAUACGGAUGUUAGUUGUCAGACAAAGCAAACAAAGUGCUCAUAUCCCAGUGAAAGGAAGGAUUUAAGUGUUCUCGCUGAGGACCGCUCUGUAACGUCCUACUCUGCUUCUUUUAUUGAGAGAUUCUUGGAUAGAACAGUCGAAAAAUCCGUCCGAGAUCCGACAACUUCUGCUAAAAAAUCUGAGCACGAGAAAACUGAGAAGUCGCAGUCGUUAGACGGAGUAAGAAAAGGACGCGAAGGUGUUCGCCCUUCAGAAGAAAUUUGCAAAGAUUUCCGCAAAGGAGGGGCUCCUUUUGAAAAUCCACUAUUUCCUAACGGAAUUUUCUCUUUAAGCCACGGAAUCCCGGAUUAUUUUUCAAAUAUGGACUUUUCCCCUUCAGUCACCUCGCAGCAAAAAGACCUCCAAGUCGUUUCAUACGUGGACGGUACAAGUGAUGGAAAUUGGGAUAACGACGACGAUUCCUUCGUUAAGGAAGCACUUAGCAUGCUAACUACAGAAGAUACAAAGACACCUGGAAAAUCGACGGUAAAUGUUGGUUUUCAAAUUGUUCAUUCGUACGAAGCUCCUGACACGGAAAAAAGCGGAGUAUCUUCCGAUAUGAAAAGAAAAGUUCACAGACGAAGUAGAUACUUUAAGAAGAAAGGAAAGGGAAAACGAACUUCUAUUCAGGCUGAUAAACACUUCCUUACCAAAGAGAAACAGAAGUUGACAAAUUUGACGCAGCUUCGUGGGCAAGAGAUUCGCAAACAGAGGAUCCUCCGGCGUGAGUUGAAAAAGAAAGAAAGGGAGGCAAAGUUGCGCGCUGCGGAGGCAGAUCGCAUGGUGUCAAAGUUGCGGCGUGAAAGGCGUCGUUUCGAGAAAGAGAAGAUAAGCUUGCAACGCUCUUGGAAGGCACUGAAACGGGAGAAGAAGAGGAUUUCUUCCGAGAAAGAACUCCAUCGAAAGAACAGGACGGAAAUGAACAAUUUUUUAGUAACAUUGAAAAAGGAAAAGCGAAGGUUGAAGAGAAAGAAAGUGGAACUGAAGGAGAAAGUAAAAGGACUGUUGGCUAGAGAGAGGAAAAAACUGAAGCUCAAAGAGAAAACUCUUAGUGCAGAGAAGAGGAAGGAAGUGGAGCGCUUUAGACAAAAAAUUUCUGAAGAGAAGAACAAGCUAAGACAACAGAAAGAAGAACUGAAAUCGUUGAAGAAAGCGGCAAAAGAGGAAUAUAAAAAAUGGUUGAAAGAGCUCCGUAUCAUAAAAAGACAAGAAAAGGAAAGACGAGUGGCUGAACAGGAGAAACUAAACGAAAAGGCAAAGAAAGAACGGGGAAAAGCUGAGAUACAAUACAAGAGAGAAUACGAAUCUGUUAUUGAAGAACAAGCCAGGUUCGAUAAAGAAAGGCGGAGGAAAAAGAAAGAAAAGACACACCAUACAAUGGCGAGUCAAAACCACGAUGACGAGGAGCCAAGAAAUGAAUCCGUAGACGACAAAACGAAAAGGCAAGAUUUAAGAAAGAUCUUAGAAAAUGAUCGAAGUGCGCAAGAGGAAGUUGGGAUUCAGGCUAAGAAAGAGGAAGAUGAAGAGAGCGGAGAGUUGCCCCAUGAAGGAGUAGGACAGAUAUUUGAAUAUAGGGAAACGAAAAAUGUACAAAGUAAGGAAAGGAUUAAAAAAGUCAAAGACAAAGACAUUAAACGAGUUGGAAAGCGGACCAACGGAAAACCAAAGAACAAAGUGAAAAAGGACAAAAAGAGAAGGAGGCGACAAAGAGAAUUUGACUCCGUAAUCGCUGAGCAAGCUGAAUAUGAUAAAGAGAAACGGAAGAGAAAUGGAGAAAAUGAAAAGAGUAAAUCAUCCAAAGGUGAAUGGAAGAUACGGGCUGAGAAAGUGAAAAAAGAAGCAUCACGUCCGAAAGAUACCAAGAAAGGUAGAAAACGGAUCGAUGGCGAGGGGUCUUUUAAAAUGCAGUUAGAAGGUAUUCAAAAGUGGCUGUCCCAUGUUUAUAGCAGUGCCUUUGAACAACAACACGAAGAACAGGCUCAAUGGUCGUGGAAUGAUGGCAAAGUGCCUUUUAGGAAGAGGUUAGAAGAUGUUCGAAAGUGGUUGAGCGAUGUUCCCAAGCAGGCUCUUGAGCAGCAGGGAAAAGCAAUCAAUUGGCCGUGGAGUUUGAUAAAGCCUUAUUUUCAUGCUGACAGCUAUGAAGAAAAAACUUCUGGAGAAGAAGUCGAUAGAAAAGAAAAAGGACUUAAACUGCGUGAUCUAAACUCGGUCAAGGAAAAAAAGGUUAAGAGAACAAAAGGCAGAGAGAAAUCGACCGGAAGAUGCGAUUGGGAAAAUGGAAGAAUCCAGGCGAAAGAAAUAUUGUCGAACACGAAGAAGGGAAAUAAAAAAGAACUCAAGUUGUCAAAAGAAGGCAGGAAGUCAGAAAUUGCAGUGCUAUCUGAGAACAGAGCGCUUGCUGAUUUUACAAACUUUUCGUUCGACAUGGAUCUUAUUGGAAUGUUGCUUAAGGGGGAUGAUAAGCUAAAACGCGCGGAGAAAACUUCGGACGAUCCCGACAACACCAUGGGGACGGCCUUCGUUAUAGUUUCUGAAGAAUCGACUCACAAUGCAGGAAAAAAUCCGAAGAGUUCAUUUAAGAAACCGAAGCGACCCGAUGAAAAGCCGAUACGGCCACGUGAUAACCGGUGGUGGAAGGUUAAGAAUGGGAUUACUGUAAAGCGUAGUGUAAAGUCACCGCAAGGUCCGAUUGCUGCCGAAGAUGGCCGAUUGACGCCCGAUCUUUCGUACGAAGAGGCAAAUCAUAGGAAAGUUUUCCGAGAUACUUCUCCAUCCGAAGGUCCAAUUCCACCAAAAGAUAUUGGGUUGUCACUUGAAGAGUGGUUGGAAAAGAGAUUCAAUCUGCCAAAAAAUUCUCAGAAGUCAUUCCCUCAAGGACCGAUGUUCUCCGACGAAGUGUAUCGCACUAGGUCUAGCAAAGGAAAGAAAAGAAGGAAGAGGCGAAAUACUUACAUGCAAGACAAAGUGUGCAAUUCCGUCGAUCCCGACACAGUUGAGACCAUUCCACCUCCCACUUGGUUAUUCGAGCGCGCCAAAGGUCGCACUCAUCAGCGGUCUGAACCAUGGUAUGUGCGCCGAGCAGAAGAUCGAGAUUUCAAACGAAGCACUGAUAAAUACGAGUCUUGGUUUCCCUGUGAUACGAAGCGCAAGCCCUACAAAGGUCCACUAGAUCCAUCCUGGUUUUUCGAUCGCGCGCACGGUCGUGCUGUUCAGAGGGUGAACAAUGUACCUUGGUAUACUCGGCGGGCAGAGGGACGUGAAGCCGAACGUCAGAAGGGAGAAGAUACGUGGUUUAUAGAGCGCGGAUACUACAGAAAUGACUUUCGUGAUUUAAGUUCCUGGUACGGCGAUCAAAAUUGGAUGCCACAAGGACCUUCCAUGGAGGAACAUCGCUAACAUAAUACCCGGCAGGUCAUUCAUCUUUUACAAAUUUUUCUAAUAUGUUGACAGUAUAAAACUUUCUCAGUAAGGUUAUCACAAAUGUUUUAAACGAUGUUUGGCACACUUUUCUUCAACUGAGCACCCCCUCCCCUCCCCCUCCCCAUGGGGCCCGAGUAACUGUUGGUGUUCUGUGAAAUCGGUUUUCUUUUGGAAGAUUAAAAAUCCUUUCUUUGAUUAAUUCUAAACUAAAGGGCAUUGCUCAGCUCUCUUAAAAGAGCUAAACCUCAGUUGACUCCUAAUAACUCGAAUCUCGCGCUAACCCGAACCAAAAUUGAUUUUCCCUGAAUGUUGCACACAUUCAUCGCAAUUUUACAGUUAAGAACUCGAAACUUGUAGAGCCCAAAAUUCUGUUAGCUCAAAAUUUUACCCUUCAGGUUCUUCUCAGUUUUACUCGCAACAACUCAAAAUUUUCCAAGGACGAUACAGCAUUGUUGUGUGAGAUGGGGAGAAAAAUAAUUCUUUUUAAUGAACGAAGUUUUCCAUCAUUUUGUUUUUGCUUGAAUUAUACUUUCUGACCUGUUUUCAGCUGGCGGUUCGAGUGUUUGGGAGUCACCUUGAUUUAAUCGUGCUUUAUCUAUUUUAACAGCAUUGGAACAAAUCUCGUCAACCGUAGAGAAAUUGCCAUUGUCAUGCAAAGCUAUGUUCAGUGAGCUUGUAUGCGAAUGGUUAAGUCAAUGAAUUUUUGUGUUGGUAAGAGUGAAUCCUACACCAUCAGUGCAAAGAACGUAGGGUGGGGCGCGGAAGGGUGAGGCAUUGUUCUAAUGGUGUAGAAAAAAUGAGUAAUUAUGGCUCCCUACAUAUAUUAUGGUCAGCAAGGUUACAAAACCUGCAUUUUGGUUUGACAUUGGUUAUUUCCCAGGAAGAUAUUUAUUCCAAAGACCUUCAUAGUACAACUUAGAAUGUCCAGAUUUUGAUCGAUGUUAAGUCACGAUCUUAGAGAACAAUCAUUUGAAUGUUAUUUCAGCCAGUAAUGGAACACCUUUGAUAAAAUUUCGCUCUCGCCGUUUGUCUUUGGUAGUCACGACAACGUCGCUUUGGUAGCGUGACAGCUCCAGGCUGGACGUAAUGAUCAUUACAGUGAACAACUUUACAGGGCCAAAAUGAGGAAAUACUACUUUUACACCAGAAAAUGAAAGGGAAAGUGGACACAGCGUUGCAAUUCUUUUUUCAAAAUUUAACGGUUUGGGUUUGUAACAUAGGGAAAAUAUAUCAGUUUGUAUACAUAGCAAAAAUACCUUAAAAUUCUGUGCUGUUAUUUUUGAUCUUUAACAAAUUUACCACCAACGGUGUGAACGAACCGACAACGACUCACUGGAAAACUUAGAGUUUGGUUAAAUAGCACUAAAUUUUCAGGUCACCUUUCGGCAUUUUUUGGUUUUGUCGGUUUUCUCCACCAAUCCUUCUCCUCAUCGUUAAACUUUCUCUGAUAACCUCGUAACGGACUCUUUAACCAUUUUAAUAUGCCGUCAAUUACGAAAUUAGUGGCAAUUUUAUACCGUUGUUUAUUAAGACAUAAAUUUGGGUCCGGUGUUACGGGUUUCGUUUUGUAUUUAUUUUAAUUUUCACUGGGGGAUACUUGACCAAUGGUGUUUUGUAAAUGCCUCCCAUGGGCUAGUAAAUAUUUGUUAUUAUUAUCAAGCAAAAGAGUGCAAAAGUAUUCAAGAAUUCCGGUACAUGUAUAUAAUAAAGAUUUGAUUUGAA